This is a messenger RNA of Cydia amplana, 1681 nucleotides long. RefSeq names its product UDP-glycosyltransferase UGT5-like. Gene Ontology annotation, molecular function: UDP-glycosyltransferase activity. NCBI's taxonomy places the organism in Eukaryota, Metazoa, Arthropoda, Insecta, Lepidoptera, Tortricidae. The transcript has 5 exons. Bases 64 to 1635 code for a protein of 523 amino acids. The record is from RefSeq and is a predicted model, not a curated record.
AUCUUCUAACUCAGUCAAAGUCAGCGCGUCACUCAAUAAACUCCUUCCGCUAGUUAGAUUUGAAUGUAUAUAAAAAUGGAUAGUUUAGUUUUAUUAUUUAUUCUCGCAAGCGCGGUCUGCUGUCAGUGCGCCAAUAUUCUGUAUGUGAUACCUUUUACUUCAAAGUCGCAUUAUAUCAUGCUGAGGCCUAUUGGUUUGGAGUUGGCCCGCAGAGGUCACAACGUGACAGUAUUUACAGCCUUCAAGGAGACUGACCACGUAUCAACCUAUCAUCAAGUUAUGGCUGAUGACAAAAAGAUUUGGGAUGUAUCAGAAGGUGGCCGACCUAAUGUCUUUACGAUGGUGGACAUAUCCGAAGAAGAAUUUUAUGACAAAAUUCUCUGGGGUGGAGGUUUAGCAUCCACUGAGGUAGCACUCAGCUCGAAACAAAUCCAAGAUUUUCUAAAGCAAGAGCACAAAUUUGACUUGGUAAUAAGCGAAAUGUUUUUCCAAGAAGCCACUUAUGUUUUAGCCCAUAAAUACAAAGUGCCAUUGGCUCUAGUAACUACAUUUGGUAACUGCAUGAGAAAUAAUAUUAUCAUGAGGAAUCCUCUACAGUUAGCGACUGUUAUAAAUGAAUUCGUUGCUAUCAAGGACCCACACCGUUUUUUUGGGAGAUUAAGGAACUUUUACUUUGCCGCCUAUGAGUACUUUUGGUACAAAGUCUGGUACAUACAGAAGCAGGAAGCAUUGGCUAAGAAGUACAUAAAGAAUUUGCCUGAACCUGUUCCAAGUCUAGAAGAACUGCAGAAGAACGCAUCCCUGUUUCUAAUGAACAGUCAUUUCAGUUUUGACACUCCCGCAGCGUAUUUACCUAAUUUAGUUGAAAUCGGAGGAAUACAUCUGACUCAUAAAUUCGACCCUCUCCCAAAGGACUUGGCUGACAUUUUGGACAAGUCAACACAAGGAGUGAUCUAUAUGAGCUUUGGUUCCAACGUCCAUAGUUCAGAACUGCCAUUAGACAAGAAAAAGGCAUUCCUUAACGUGUUCAGGCGCCUAAAGUAUACUGUAUUGUGGAAAUGGGAGGAGGAAAGUCUAGAGGGCAAACCUGAUAAUCUGAUUGUAAGAAAAUGGCUGCCGCAAAAGGAGAUUUUAGCUCACCCGAACGUCAAAGUUUUCAUAUCCCACGGCGGACUAAUCGGGACACAAGAGGCAGUAUUCCAUGGGGUUCCAAUCAUCGGAGUCCCCAUAUACGCGGACCAAUACAACAACCUUCUUCAGGCUCAGGAAGCUGGUAUCGGCAGGAUCCUACAAUACCAUGAUAUCAAUGAGGAAAACUUGGAAUCUGCUUUACGCGCUGUUUGUGAAAACGACUCAUACAAAAUCAAGGCGAAGGAGUUGUCAGUUAGGUUCCAAGAUAGGCCUUUUACAGCGUUGCAAACUGCCAUGUAUUGGAUUGAGUAUGUUAUAAGAAACAAAGGUGCCGAUUUCAUGAAGAAUCCAGCGCGUAAUCUAAGCUGGGUUGAAUAUCAUAUGCUCGACGUCUUUGCUUUCUUUGUGGCAAUUGCCGCAGCAUUUGUUUUUGUUAUCGUUAAACUCAUCAAAUAUUUUAUUAGAAAAGAAACUGUUGUCAAAAAGAAAUCAAAACGCAGUUAAAGUUUUUCGUUUACCAAGUUAUGUUAUAAUAAUAUGAAAUUUGUUA